UUGAGAUACAAACAUGGCGCUGAUGAAGUUAGUUUCACCUCAUACGCUAGUGUAUUUAUCAAUAUUUCUAUGUAUUCUUGUGGAUUUAGGAUACUCCGAAGAUAUCUCCUAUACAGUGGCUGGGGAAUCUCUGGAGCCAAUUGUCGUAAUAGAGAGUCACAACAUUUACAAGAGAGCAGUCAAUGACACAACGAGUGAUGAUGUCACAACAGAAUCAGCAUCAACCAACCCAGUCCCGAAUGGUACAAAUGCUCCAACAACAGAAGCUCCGGCCCCACAAACAACUGCAUCACCUGUAGCCACAACCAAAGCGCCCUCUGGUGGAGCCAUCACAAGUGAACCACCAACUCCAUUUACAACAACUAUAUCAGAUGACCAUAAAUACUACCACUCACAGAUUUUACCCCCUGAGUAUGUGGAAAAUCACUGGGUGGAGCAGAAGGACGCUAUUCGGCACAAAACACUGUCCAACAACUACAGAGUAGCUGUCAGCGUACAGAUGAAUUUCAAUUUCCGCUUCUAUGGUCAUGAGAUAAAUUCUGUUACCAUAGCAACAGGAGGUUUCCUUUAUAUGAGUCCAUUUCUCCAUAAAUGGCUGACAGCGACACAGUACAUAGCUCCAUUGAUGGGUAACUUUGACACAACGCUGGGAAACACUUCAGAAAUACUCUACAAGGACUACAAUGACAUGUUUAUAGUAGAAUGGAGUGAUAUAUACCUUCAGGACCAGAAUCACACAAAUCCAUUUGUAUUCCAAACACAGCUGUAUGAAAAUGGCACAAUAAAAUUUAUAUAUAAAAAGCUUCCCCUUCCCAUCAGUGAGAUAAACAAAGCAAGCCACCCGGUGAAGAUUGGUCUGUCCGACGCUUACUACAUCGACUCGUCUGUUAACGGCACAGCAAGAAAAAACGGAACAGAACAAAAAUAUUCCGACUAUUCAGAAGGUAAAAACAGGAGAACAAUUUACGAAUACCAUCGAGUAGAAGUGGAUACAUCCUUGGUUAGAGAGGGUACCGUCAUCAUCCUACAUCCCAAGAAAACAUGUAACCUACUCACGGACUGUGAGAUGUGUGUCACUGAUGAGCUCGGAUUCGACUGUAAAUGGUGUGGAGAGGUACAGCGAUGCUCCGACGGUGUGGACUGGAAUAGGCAGACCUGGCGAGACAAAGGAUGUACAACAAAGGCAGGAAAUUCGAACUGUGACCUACUUAACAACAAGAAUAGAGAUUUUUCUUUAGGCAUUGUGAUAGCAGUGAUUGUGAUAUUACUGAUCCUGAUAGGAAGUAUCGGAGGCUGGGUGUUCUACGCCUACAGAAACCCACAGUCCUCCUCGGGCAUGUGGCUCAUGGAGCACCGUCCAAGCCAGAUGAAACAAAAAAUGGCAAAAAUGAAGUUUUGGAAGAAAACAACAUCUACAGGAGAAAAAUAUGAAAUACGAUCAGAGGCGGAGGCCUAGCGAUGAUAUGACUGGGAGACAGCCAAGCAGCGACUAGAGAACUUCAACAUUCUUAUCAUCUUCGUUUUGUCAAACUCAGAUAUAUUUACAAUGUAAAACCUGUGGGUUUUGUUGUCAGCCAUAUUUGAAAAUCUAAUCUUAUAGGGUUGAGUAUGUUUGGAAAUAUGUACUUAUAGACGUACAGUUGAGUGAUUUAUUAUCCUAAAUAUGUAAAAACUUACAAAUAUGCUCAGACAGGUCAUUAUAAGUGUUUGUUCCACAGGUGGGGUCAGCCAAGAACUUGCACAGAAUAUUAAGGUUUGAACUGUAGCUGAUUCAAAACCUUGGCCCUAGGGAUUUUUGUUUGAUUAGCUUACAGCCAAAUCUCAUAGUCGAUCUUCGAUGCAAAAUAUUUUUCAUAAUGUCAACUGAAGUAUGGCAGUUAAACAUUAUCAAGCUACUUUAGGAAAUGUUGAGCUCAUAAUAUUAAAAAAAAAAAAAAUAAAAAAUCUAAUGACUGUUCAGGAAUAGUGUCUUUAUCGACUGAGAUGAAUCAACUUUGUCAUGAGGGGAGAAGAAAAAAAUAAUUUCAACAAUAUAAGUAAGCUAAUUAUAAAAUGAAAUGCUAGAAUAUAAGUAAGCUAAUUAUACAAUGAAAUGCUAGGCCCACAGCUCCGUUACAUGAUUUCUUGUUGAUGUGAAGUUUGAUUGCAAGGAAUUUUUUUUUCAUCCAAGGAUUGUGAUAUACAAUUAAUCCCGUGAUGUACCCUUGUAUAACAUCUCUUCAUUACGGAGGAGUUUAAUCUGUUUUUUGGAAGUGUCCUACAUCCACAUCACACCUAACAGUUGGUGUAUCGUUGGUCCACUUGUGUGGAAAACUCGCCAGGUUUUUUCUACAGAAGCUGUUCAGACAGCUCCACUUCAUCCUGAAUCACUUUUUGACUCUAUGCAUAAGAGAUUUUUCGAAACAUUGUAGUUGAAAUUUGCAUUGAUUUUUAAUAUGACACGUCGGAUACAAAAAGGAUCCAUGAUCAAUGUUUUCAUUAUAUGGAUGUUUUUUAAUCAGACACAGAUUUAAAGCAGAAUUUUUGUGAGAAUGUAUAGAAUUAAAUGGAUAUAUUUUGCUUUUUUAACCAGCUGAGACAUUGUUUUACACACAGGAUUUUUUAUCAUUUCAACAACACUAUUUAAAUCGUGAAGUAAUUAGGACGGGACUUAAAUACACUCUGUAGUUGACAAAAAUUUAUAUUUUUAAAUACUGAUAAAUACCAGAAUAUCAGGGAAUCCGACCUCAACUUCUGUUGGUCAAAUGUGAGAUAGACUAUAUAUAUCCACAAUAAGCCCACCCACGCCUGUCGUAGGUCAGACUAUAUAUAUCCACGAUAAGCCCACUCACGCCUGUCGUAGGUCAGUAAAAAUACUAUUUCAUUGUACAGCAAGAUUAACCCACCGUUUACCGUGAGUAAAACUUGAUUUCUCGGCUAUUUACAGGCUAAAUAGUCUACAGUGAAAUAAGAAGCUCCAAUAAUCGUCCACCUUGGAAUAUUAAGAUGUUAUUGGACAAAUGAGGGACUAGGGUAGAUCCAGGCUUCAGUGAUGACCUGGAAAUGGGUUUUUUUUAUCAAAUAUGGGGAAGAUCUGUAUCAGAAUGCGUCUGGUCUACCGAAUCAUUUCCUUUCUGUUACCAUGAUUACCCCACCUCACGUCUUCUUGUUUCAUUUGAUUUCAAUAUUUACGUGAAAGGAAAUUUAAAUGAUCAACUGUUGUGCCUUCCAUGUAUCGUUAGGUAUCAAAUUAAAAUUGGUCUGUUUUGGAUAAUCCUGAUCUCCACGGAAUCCGCCGUGUACAGGACGAGAUUCAGCGAUCCAUGUAUUGUAGUAAUAUAUUGAGGGAAACACUCAUAACCAGGAUGAGUUUAAUAGACUCUUUGACCCCCUUGGGACUCACAGGGUUCUCAACCCCAGGGAAAGAUUCUUAAGUUGCCAAA
Molecule: messenger RNA, 3422 nt
Organism: Pecten maximus
Lineage: Eukaryota; Metazoa; Mollusca; Bivalvia; Pectinida; Pectinidae
Product: plexin domain-containing protein 1-like
Exons: 14
Coding region: 14-1456 (480 amino acids)
Source: RefSeq, a predicted model, not a curated record